UCAGUACACAAAGGCUGCUGCUACCACCGGAGGGAGGAAGGGCUGCUCCGCACGCACCUACCAUGGUGGCUUUGUCAAUGGUCCUUGUUUUCCUGCUGGCCCUGAGCAGAGGUGAAAGUGAACUGGACACCAAGAUCUCAUCCCCACAGGAGACCACAGAAUGGCGGGCUCCUGGGCUGUCCCUACCAGGGUCCUGCCAGCCAGCUCCCUCCUGUCAAAAGUGCAUCCUCUCACACCCGAGCUGUGCAUGGUGCAAGCAACUGAACUUCACGGCGUCCGGGGAGGCAGAGGUGCGCCGCUGCGCCCUGCGAGAGGAGCUGCUGGCCCGGGGCUGCCCCCCGGGGGAGCUGGAGGAGCCCCGCGGCCGGCAGGAGGUGCUGCAGGACGAGCCGCUCAGCCAGGGCACCCGCGGCGAGGGGGCCACCCAGCUGGCACCGCAGCGGGUCCGGGUCACGCUGCGGCCGGGAGAGCCCCAGCAGCUCCGGGUCCGCUUCCUUCGAGCCGAGGGAUACCCUGUGGACCUGUACUACCUUAUGGACCUGAGCUACUCCAUGAAGGACGACCUGGAGCGCGUGCGCCAGCUUGGGCACGCGCUGCUGGUGAGGUUGCAGGAAGUCACCCACUCCGUGCGCAUUGGCUUUGGUUCCUUCGUGGACAAAAUGGUGCUGCCCUUCGUGAGCACAGUGCCCUCCAAGCUUCGCCACCCCUGCCCCACCCGGCUGGAGCGCUGCCAGCCGCCCUUCAGCUUUCACCAUGUGCUAUCCCUCACCGGGGAUGCUAAGGCCUUCGAACGGGAGGUGGGACGCCAGAGCGUGUCCGGCAACCUGGACUCGCCUGAAGGUGGCUUUGAUGCCAUUCUGCAGGCUGCCCUCUGCCAGGAGCAGAUUGGCUGGAGAAAUGUGUCCCGGCUACUGGUGUUCACUUCAGAUGACACAUUCCACACAGCUGGGGAUGGCAAGUUGGGUGGCAUUUUCAUGCCCAGCGACGGGCACUGCCACUUGGACAGCAAUGGCCUCUACAGUCGCAGCCCAGAGUUUGACUACCCCUCCGUGGGUCAGGUAGCCCAGGCCCUCUCUGCGGCAAACAUCCAGCCCAUCUUUGCUGUCACUGGUGCCACACUGCCUGUCUACCAGGAGCUGAGUAAGCUGAUUCCCAAGUCCGCAGUGGGGGAGCUGAGUGAGGACUCCAGCAAUGUGGUCCAGCUCAUCAUGGAUGCUUAUAAUAGUCUAUCAUCCACUGUGACCCUUGAACAUGAACGCUCUCUACUCCCUCCCGGGGUCCGCAUCUCUUACGAUUCUCAGUGUGGGGGUCCUGAGAAGAGACAGCAUGAGGCUGGUGACAGGGGCCAGUGCAACCACGUCCGAAUCAACCAGACAGUGAAUUUUCUGGUUACUCUCCAAGCUACCCACUGCCUCCCAGAGCCCCAUCUGCUGAGGUUCCGAGCCCGUGGCUUUUCAGAGGAGCUGACUGUGGAGUUGCACACACUGUGUGACUGUAACUGCAGUGACACCCAGCUCCAGGCUCCUCACUGCAGUGACGGCCAGGGGCACCUACAAUGCGGGGUGUGCAGCUGUGUCCCUGGCCACCUGGGUCGGCUCUGUGAGUGCUCUGAGGCUGAGCUGUCCUCCCUGGAUCUGGAAUCUGGGUGUCGAGCCCCCAAUGGCACAGGGCCCCUGUGCAAUGGGAGGGGACGGUGCCAGUGUGGACGCUGCACCUGCAGCGGACAGAGCUCUGGACGUCUGUGUGAAUGUGAUGAUGCCAGCUGUGAGCGACAUGAGGGAAUCCUCUGUGGAGGCUUUGGCCGCUGCCAAUGUGGAGUGUGUCACUGUCACGCCAAUCGCACGGGCAGAGCAUGCGAAUGCAGCGGGGACACAGACAACUGUGUCAGUCCCGAGGGAGGGCUGUGCAAUGGGCGUGGAUACUGCACCUGCAACCGCUGCCAGUGCUUGGACGGCUAUUACGGUGCCCUAUGUGAUCAGUGCUCAGGCUGCAAGACGCCAUGCGAGAGACACAGGGACUGCGCAGAGUGUGGCGCCUUUGGGACUGGUCCUCUGGCCAUGAAUUGCAGCCUGGCGUGUGCCCAUGCCAACGUGACUCUGGCUUUGGCCCCUAUUCUGGAUGAUGGCUGGUGCAAAGAGAGGACCCACGACAACCAGCUCUUCUUCUUCCUGGCAGAGGAUGAAGCCAGAGGCAGGGUCAUGCUGACAGUGAAACCCCCGGAAAAGGGGGCAGACUACACCCAAAUCAUCGUGCUGGGCUGUGUGGGGGGCAUCGUGGCAGUGGGACUGGGGUUGGUCCUGGCUUAUCGGCUCUCGGUGGAAAUCUACGACCGCCGAGAAUACAGUCGUUUUGAAAAGGAGCAGCAGCAGCUCAAGUGGAAGCAGGACAACAAUCCUCUCUACAAGAGCGCCAUCACGACCACUGUCAACCCCUGCUUUCAAGAGGCGGAAAGCGCCCCUCUCUGAAGUGGGGAGGGACACUCACUGCAGGGCUCUUCUCUGGGAUGGAGGGAAUUGGGGCAUGGGGUCUCUCAGUCAGCAGCUUGGCAGGGGGCUAAUCCGCUGCUGAGUGGUCACCCAUACUUCAUUCUUAGAGUGACACCAGAGAGGACUACCUUCUGCUGCAACCUUGCUUCCCUACCUCAGAAGUGGGGGCUACCCCCCAUGCAUACAAUAAAGAGUCUUACCUCAGAGCACACCUGUCAGUUUGCUUUACCCCAAGGCCAGAGCAGGUUGUAGAGCCUGGGCCUCAGGAAGGCUCUUGUGCAUUCCUCCUCC
Molecule: messenger RNA, 2777 nt
Organism: Balaenoptera acutorostrata (minke whale)
Lineage: Eukaryota; Metazoa; Chordata; Mammalia; Artiodactyla; Balaenopteridae
Gene: ITGB7
Product: integrin subunit beta 7
Exons: 15
Coding region: 63-2465 (800 amino acids)
Biological process (GO): cell-matrix adhesion; cell adhesion mediated by integrin; integrin-mediated signaling pathway
Cellular component (GO): integrin complex; focal adhesion; cell surface
Molecular function (GO): integrin binding
Source: RefSeq, a predicted model, not a curated record